Molecule: messenger RNA, 1185 nt
Organism: Momordica charantia (bitter melon)
Lineage: Eukaryota; Viridiplantae; Streptophyta; Magnoliopsida; Cucurbitales; Cucurbitaceae
Source: RefSeq, a predicted model, not a curated record
CUUCCAUUUACAAAUAAAUCUCUGCAAUUUCAGUUCUCCCCACUCUCCAUCAAUGGCCGCCGCCUUCUCUUCCUGCUUCCGCCCAUCCUCCGGCCGCCGCCGCCGACGCCACCAUCAUCCGCCGCCGCCAAUUUCCGGCUUCCCCAAUCUCACCACCUGCGUUUACCACACCGAUUUCGCCAUGUUUUCCCUCUCCUGGUCUCGGUCCCUCCUCUCCCGCUCCCUCCUCCUCCACUUCCAACAAAACCCUAAACCCUUCGAUUCGCCUCAUUCUUCUGAAUCUUCUUCAAUUUCCUUCCGCCUCCUCCUCAGACCCCUCAUUCUCUGGAAGAAUCACGGCUCCGAGAAGCUUUCUCCCACCGUCCACGUCUUCUGGGACCUCCGCCGCGCCAAUUUCUCUUCCUCGCCGGAGCCCCAUUCCGGAUUCUUCAUCGCCGUCGUCGUCGACGCCGAAAUUGUUCUCCUCCUCGGCGAUAUGAUCAAAGAAGCCCACGCGAGAACCAGAGCGACGACGAACCCCUCCGAGCUUCUCCCCCAAUCGCUCGUUCUCAAACGGGAGCACGUGAUCGCGCACAAAAUCUACACGACUAGGGCGCGAUUCGGGGGCCGAAUCCGCGAAAUCGAAAUCGAUUGCGGCCUGUUCAGCGACGAAUCGAGGCUCUCGUUCGGCGUGGACGGGGAGAGGAUUCUGGAAAUCAAGCGGCUGAAAUGGAAGUUCCGAGGGAACGAGAGGAUCGAAGUGGCCGGAGUUCCGGUCCAUAUCUACUGGGAUGUGUACAAUUGGGUUUUCGAAACUGGAAAAGAGAACAGAACGAAUGCGGUGUUCAUGUUCAGAUUCGAGGAGGAGGACGAAGAACAGAGCGAUUCUGUGGCGCGGCACCAGAAUUGGAACUUCGGGUUGAACGAAUUGGAGUGGAGGAGGAUGAGGAGUAGCUUGUCGUCGUCGUCGGCGUCGAUCUCGUCGGCGGGAUCGUCGGCGGGAGCGAGUAGUUCAAUCAUGGAGUGGGCAAAUACGGAGGAAACCGAUUCAAAUGCGGCUCCCAUGGGAUUUUCUCUACUGAUUUACGCUUGGAGAAGGUGAAAAAAACCAAACAAAGAUUUCUCUGAUAAAUCCCAAUUUUCUUCACAUUGUAGGUACAAAUUUCAACAUAUUUUUGCAUAACAGUAUCCAAAAAUUUUUAUCCA